Molecule: messenger RNA, 468 nt
Organism: Zymoseptoria tritici IPO323
Lineage: Eukaryota; Fungi; Ascomycota; Dothideomycetes; Mycosphaerellales; Mycosphaerellaceae
Exons: 2
Coding region: 28-279 (83 amino acids)
Source: RefSeq, a predicted model, not a curated record
GUAUUCGCCGCUGCUACAACCUGCGAGAUGCAGGCAAGAUCGCAAGGCAUCGAAUUCUGGUUCCUAGCUAUUCUGCUUUGCGUCGUCCAUCCCACCGUCGCAGUCUCAACUGGAAGAACUGCGCGGUCUUUAUCUCCAUCUCUCGUUGCCUGUUCUGUUAACCCGAGCUCCGACUCUGACGAUGACGCGUUCUCGCUCUUCGUCCUCUCCACGUAUCCGGAGCUCGCUGCUCUUCCCUUGCUCACAUGCCUAUUGCUAGAGCAGUUCCGCGGCGUCUAGCUUGGCACGGCCGAGGACGCUCACUGUGCUGAGCGUUACCUAUCAGAUUCCACCUCGCCGGGUGCACACAUUAGGCGCGGCGGCGAUGUCGGCAGUGUAAGGAUCGAUGUGUAAUAAUGCCAGAUGUUUGGGCGUUGCGAGGAUGGCUUUAGGCGAGGGAGAGCUCGAUUCGUUCGCGAUGGGGGUGAU